AUGUGUACGACGGCACGGCGGUGCCAGCCAGCCAGGCAGCCAGCUAGAGGAGACGUCGUGAUAGAUGAAGGUGCUGCGAACCGCUCGCUGGAUGGCAUCGCCAAAACUCGGCUCAGAGCGUCCAUUCGGAAGCCCAAAAUCGACCUGUCCGCUUUCUUGGUUGUCAACCCCUGGAGCGGGCUUCCGGACGACGACGACGAUCUGCCCCCCGAGCCUGCUGUCAACCUUUCCAACAAGCUCAAUCCGAACAUCCACUACGACCGAGAGCUCGCCGCGAGCCGUAAGCGGCUAUGGCGGCGGCCAAAACGGGUUGUCCCCGGUCUGGACAACUUCAGGGCUGCGCAGACCGCAGCACUCAGCGAAUGCGGUGAUGCAUUGGCCGCACAUGGGGGCUGA
Molecule: messenger RNA, 396 nt
Organism: Volvox carteri f. nagariensis
Lineage: Eukaryota; Viridiplantae; Chlorophyta; Chlorophyceae; Chlamydomonadales; Volvocaceae
Exons: 5
Coding region: 1-396 (131 amino acids)
Source: RefSeq, a predicted model, not a curated record